GGAUUGCUUGUCGAGUAGAUUUUCCAAUAUGAACCACCGCAUAGCAGGGAAAGCCGCGCGGGCAGUCUUUUCACGAAAUGUUCGGAGUGUGGUCCCGUUGCCUCGGAUCAGCUCAUGUGUCCGCACACUUGCGACCUCCGACUCUGAACCCAAGCGGGAUCUGGACACCUAUUAUGGGUUACACUCCCUCGACUUGAAGGGCGAACCCCUCGACAUUCCCCUCCUCCCGACCCCGAAACCAACACACCACGCCCUCGCCUGCACACUCCACCUCCAAGGAUAUAUGCCUGACCACCUCGAUUUCGUAGCACACUUUUGCCGACAUUCAGCCCACGCGAUGCAAAUGCCCUGCAGCGAGACAAUCCAUCUCCCUGUGCAGACGAAAAAGUGGUACGUGAUCAAAGGCCCCUUUGUGCACGCCAAGACCAAGGAAGUGUUUGAGCAGAAAAAGUACGUGAGAGCCCUACAAGUCUUUGAUGCGAGUGAGGAAAGUGUCAAGGAGUGGAUAGCGUAUAUUGUCAAGAAUGUACCGGCGGGGGUGGACGUGCAUGUGGAGCGACAUGUCCGAUCGACGUUGGAGAGUGAGGCACCUCUUGUGGAUAUUGCGAAUGCAAAGAGGGAGAUGACGUUCCAAGAGCGGGUGGAACAAAAGGCAAGCGAGUUUGUCGCUGGAUGGACGCGGAAGGCGAAAUAGGAUGUAUAACGUCUGGAUCGGCGAGAUGACACUACAUACACACAACAAGUAGAUGAUGAGUAAUAAUAUUAUUUCUGCAUUGUAUAUGUUAGCGGUGAUUUGGG
This is a messenger RNA of Spizellomyces punctatus DAOM BR117, 798 nucleotides long. RefSeq names its product mitochondrial 37S ribosomal protein RSM10. Gene Ontology annotation, biological process: translation. Bases 29 to 694 code for a protein of 221 amino acids. The transcript has 3 exons. The record is from RefSeq and is a predicted model, not a curated record. Lineage: Eukaryota; Fungi; Chytridiomycota; Chytridiomycetes; Spizellomycetales; Spizellomycetaceae. Gene Ontology annotation, cellular component: mitochondrion; small ribosomal subunit; ribosome. Gene Ontology annotation, molecular function: structural constituent of ribosome.